UUAGGUUUGUGCAUUUCCAAAUGACUACCCACGGACGCCCGCUCGCGCUCACCGAGCCAAGUAUGUUUACACAGAUAGGCCUAAUAUUUCCGAGUCGCUCAUUUGACUAGCUACCCCGAACAUGUUUCCUCAUAUUGUAACAGUAUUCAAAUACUGACUUACCCAAAAGCCGAGAGCAAAGGAGCUGAGUUGAAGCAAAGUAGUAUCACAACCUAAAGAUCAAGAGUUUGUUUGGAGGAGCGCGCUCUAUGACCUUGCUCCAGGGGAUCUGCCUGCGCUCGCCUUUCACCGGCAAGAUCACGCUUUAACCACGACUGUAUGAGCGACAUGUUUGACUCUGGGUUAUCUUUCAGAAGUGAAAACGGCAGGCUUGUAUUUCUUCUGGGCACCUCUGCUGCUUUCAGGGCAAAAGGCCCGUCGGACGUCACUCCUCCUUACAGCUGUCAUAAGGAUGUAGCCUUAAUAUUUCCUCUUGUAGGUCGGAUUGCAUUCUGGCAAGUUAUCCACAUUCACCUAUUUUACCAGUUCCCAGUGGUCUCAUGUCCAUGGCAGUUGACCUCCUACAUUCCUGUUGAUUCCCGAGGUCUCCUCUGACCUCCCAUUGCUGCCCACCGGUCCCAGCCAUGGACCCCUACCAGGAGCCACAACUGGGUUUCCAGCCCCCCCUUGACGAGGGCGCCCCAGACCUGGAAUGUGCCAUCUGCUUCAGCCAGUUCAACAAUGUCUUCCGCACUCCCAAGAUGCUCCAGUGCAAUCACACCUUCUGCCUGGAGUGCCUGGCCCGUAUGAAUGUCAAGUCAACCAAGCCGGACUCCAUCCAGUGCCCAUUGUGCCGGGGCCACACGCCGCUACCCGACCUGGGGUUGCCCAAGCUGACCACGGACCGAGCCGUGCUCUCUUACCUCCCCGCGGCCAUGCAGCGAGUCUACAGCAUCCGCUUCAACCGCAACAAGGGCAAGCUGCAGGUGAAGAGGACCACCGAUGCACCCCCCCCUCUGAACUCGCUGCGUUCUAUUAGUCACUCUCUGGAUGUGGGGCUGCCGAGCCCCGCAGGAGACAGCGGGGACGUAGAGGGGGGGCGGAGGCGGCGGCUCGGGGCACUGCUGAGACUGUGUCGUAGACCAGGAUGCAGAGCCUCCCUCCUGGUGUCAGUGGUGAUGAUGAUGGUGGUGCUUACGUGCGUCAUCAUCUUCCUCCUCGCAUAUAAACAGCUAUAACAAUAUCAUCCGACUGGAGCUAAGAAAGUGGACACUCACUGCAGUGCACCUGAUAGACCUCGGAGAGAGACGUUAUUGUUACCCAGCUUCUACCAUGUACUGUAGCAGUUUUCAGUACCUUUUUUAAAAAAAACAUUUUAUUUAUUUUUAUAAAGUGUAUCUAUUUCUUAGCAGUUGUUGGUGUGUCUGUAUGCUGAAUUUGUGUACAACUAUGAUGCACGUCGUACAAGAGGACCACAUUUCCCUCUGUGGUUUGUUGUUUAUAGACAGACGUUCAUGUGAUACAUGUCCAUAAUAUAAUAGCCCUGCUGUCCUCUCCAGGUUUCCAGCCACAGUAAACACACUCCACCUACUUCAAUGCAAAUCAAUAGCGUCUGGCUAUACAAAUACAGUUACCUUUUUUUGAGUAAGACACUGCGGUAUCACUGUCAGGGCUAGGAGAUUGGAGAUACUCUUGAGGUCACGGGUGGGGUUCAACGUGGCAAGAGGUUGAAGAUUGAAAUUUGGAAUUAGUAUGUUUGCUUAUACCAAUUACCCAUAUAUAUUUUUACUUGGUCUCUUUUUUUAAAUAUUUUUUUUUAAGGAUAAAGCCAUCUUGUUUGCAUGGAUAUUAUCCAGCUGAUAAUAGAGACGUAGAAUCAAACAGGCAGAUUAACAAAUACUGUCGGCUCACAAUUGUCACAUUUUUCUAUAGUUUACGCUUUCACACAUAUCAAGGUUUUAGGAUUGUCUUUUGUUUUUAUCAUAUUGAAAAUAAACCAUAUUUUAUGUUACAUACUUUGGCUAUACAUUUGUUAAAUGUUGCUCUGGCAAAUUAUUUGCAUUUCCUAAACUUGAAAUAAAGUCGACAUUGAUUUGG
This is a messenger RNA of Oncorhynchus keta (chum salmon), 2076 nucleotides long. RefSeq names its product RING finger protein 223. NCBI's taxonomy places the organism in Eukaryota, Metazoa, Chordata, Actinopteri, Salmoniformes, Salmonidae. The transcript is spliced from 3 exons. Gene Ontology annotation, molecular function: ubiquitin protein ligase activity. The record is from RefSeq and is a predicted model, not a curated record. The coding region runs from base 624 to 1217 and encodes 197 amino acids. Gene Ontology annotation, biological process: protein ubiquitination.